AUGCAGGAGCCAGACGUGCAGACGUGGAUGGCCUCCAUGGACCUGGAUGUGGCAGACGCCAGGAUGUCAGAGGAGAAGCAAAUACCGCUACUGCUAACUUUUCCCUCGUCGCCACAGCUGGAUUCGUUUCUAAAGCCUGGUCAGAACGCGCCCCAGAGAGGUCCGGGUGGUAUCGGUAUCGGUAUCGGCCCUGAGAGGAAAAAGCUGCAUUAUUGUUAUUGUUUGGAGGUCCGCGCGGAUUUCUUGGAUCUGCGCUGGCCCCCCCCCGCCCCUGGCGUGUUCUUCGCGCCAGGGAGAGUGGUCCAGCGCAGAUCCAACAAACCCACAAAAGCCUUCGAAAGUCUAUGUUUAUGUAGUUUUACCUUCUUCCAAGGCUGGUUUUUAGUUUGGCAGACGCCGAUGGCGACGGGAAACUUGACGCUGAGGAGCUGGUUUCAGGAGUUUCACGACUCAUGGGCGACGCGCGAAACCUGGACAUGA
Messenger RNA from Prorocentrum cordatum, 480 nucleotides. Lineage: Eukaryota; Dinophyceae; Prorocentrales; Prorocentraceae. The record is from the annotation of a GenBank genome assembly.